CUAUUUGUUCCGUAUUAAAGUAUUAAAUAGUAUAGUGUGUUUUUAUGGCUUAAAAAUUAUUUUUUAACUCUUCAUUUAAAAGUUUGUGUAAAAUAGUUUUAUUUUUUAAAUAACUUAACUUAUUUUCUUCAUGUGUAAGUUAAAAUGGCCAAGUGUUUAUCUGAAAAUCCAUUCAGUGACAACAAUGUUGCAUUGUCUGAUUGGAUCAAGGGCAUUUGUGUUGUUACCUUUGAUUUGGAGUUUGGACAAGCUUUAGAGCUAUUGUACCCUAGUAAUGUUUUAUUGUCAGAAGAAGAUAAAACAAAUUUGUGUUAUCUUGCUUUCCCAGAUUCAAAUUCAGGUUGUAUGGGAGAUACACAGUUUCACAUUAAAAUCAAAUGUUCACAGUCUCAAACCCUCAGUCAAUGUCAUAUCAAUUACAAUAGUAAAUGUCCAGUUUUUCUUCAAGCUGAUAACCGUUGCUUAUAUGGAUUUGUAUUUUUCCGACAAAUCAAAGAUUUGUCUCUUCCAAGAGGUUACUUCCAAAAAAGUGUUAUUGUACUCUCUCAAUUGCCAUUUAUUAGUCUAUUUUCUGAAGUUUGUGGAACAAUAGCUCCUGAAUAUUUUAAGCAUGGUUUAACAGGUAUAGAAGUUGCUUGGCAUGAUGUUCAGCAAUGGCCAGCAUUGUAUGCUGGAGAAACUGUUAGUUUGCCAUUACUAGGAAUAGUUUUACAGGCUCAAUUAGUGUGUGAUAAUAAUAAGAUACGCAAUACAUCAAAUUCAAUGGUCCCUGAUUACCAACUACCAGUUGUUGUUUCAUCUCUUUAUGAGUUAAACACAUUUGAUUGUUUUUCAUCAAUUGUUAGUCAACUUCAUCUUUUGUGGGAACUUGUGUUGACUUCUGAACCAAUUGUUGUUAUGGCUUCAUCUCCAACUUAUUGUUCUCAAAUAGUUCAAGCAUUAGUUAGCCUAAUAGUACCUUUGGCUUACUAUGGAGAUUAUAGACCAUAUUUUACGAUACAUGAUAAUGAGUUUAAGGAGUAUAUGAGUAAAACAUUAAAUCCACCACCAAUAAUACUUGGUGUUACAAAUCCAUAUUUUUCAAAAACGUUACAGCAUUGGCCACAUAUUGUAAGAGUUGUGGAUUCAUCAAAAAAAGAAUGUUCAUCAAAAAAUAAAUUAAUAAAAGGAUCCAGUUUAAAAAUCUUAGAUUCUAAGCCAGGAGUUUAUACACAGUACAAAUCAUUCCUUCAAAAAGAUAAGUCUAUUGUAAAAAAACUUGUAAGAGGAAUGCAAAACAAAAGACCAGAAGAAGUUCAAUCAGCUUUGCUUAGACGGCAUUUCUUAGAGUUAACUCAAAGUUUUAUGAUACCUCUUGAACGAUAUUUAACUUCAUUAAUGCCUUUGCAAAGAAAUGUCUCACCUUUUAAGGCUGCACCAAAACCUUGCCCAUUCAACCCUGAUGAAUUUUUAGCAAGUUUGGGAAAUUUAGGACCUCAACUUACCUGUGGUAUUAAAGGAGAUUGGAAAGGUCUUUACAAACAAUUCUUUCGAUCUCCUAAUUUUAAUGGUUGGUAUAAUGUUCGGUAUAAUGGAAUGAUGAUGAAACUCCAAGUAUUACAAAUUGAGGCUCUUUCUAGUGUGGAUAUAAAUAAAUGGAUGGAGGGAAAAGAAGAGGUGGAAGUUGUUGAUAUGAUAUUGAAAAUACGUGAAAAAUUAGAAGAAUGUGAAAAUAAAGGAUAUCCAUUGAAUAAGAAAAUAAAAGAUCAAUUAAAAGUGAAAAUGGAUGACAUCAUAAGUUCAUUACCUGAAGAUUUAAAAAAUGUUUUAUCCAAUAAGAAUCCAAUUCUUAGAUGAUACAUCACUAAUUAUUGUAAAAGGCUGUUAAUUGUGAAUAUUUUAGGGUUAUAUAUUUUUUAUAUGAAUAUUUUAUCAAAUUUGAGUUUUAAUUGUUGACAUUUUUUUUUAUAAGUGUUUACAUAAUUCAAUUUUUUAUGAAUAAUUAUUCUAGUACAAUUGUAUUUUAAGUUAUUUAAUGUGAUUUAAUAUUAGACAACUAAAAUGUAUGUAUACAAAUAAUGCAUUAGAUACCUAUGGUCUAAGCAAUAAUAUAAUAAUGUCAGACAAAAGUAAUUUCGGGUACACAGAAUUAUUUUUGGUACGUUAUCUAUGUAUACUAUCAUGACUACUGUUGAAAUAAUUUUAUUCUUCUACUUGUAUAUAGUCUAUGUUUUAGUUUUAUAUUAAAGUAUAUUUUUAUUAGGUUAGCGUAGUCCAACUGUAUAUAUAUAUAUAUAAUUAGUAUUAUUUAAUUAGAGUCAUCUCAAAAGUCCACUAAUAUAAAAAUCAAUAUUUAAUGAAAUACAAAUUAUUUAAAUUGC
Messenger RNA from Daktulosphaira vitifoliae (grape phylloxera), 2360 nucleotides. RefSeq names its product protein DENND6B. NCBI's taxonomy places the organism in Eukaryota, Metazoa, Arthropoda, Insecta, Hemiptera, Phylloxeridae. Bases 145 to 1836 code for a protein of 563 amino acids. Gene Ontology annotation, molecular function: guanyl-nucleotide exchange factor activity. The record is from RefSeq and is a predicted model, not a curated record. Gene Ontology annotation, cellular component: recycling endosome. The transcript has 8 exons.